Molecule: messenger RNA, 564 nt
Organism: Moesziomyces antarcticus
Lineage: Eukaryota; Fungi; Basidiomycota; Ustilaginomycetes; Ustilaginales; Ustilaginaceae
Product: ubiquitin-conjugating enzyme E2 8
Exons: 3
Coding region: 1-564 (187 amino acids)
Biological process (GO): ubiquitin-dependent protein catabolic process; protein polyubiquitination
Cellular component (GO): nucleus
Molecular function (GO): ubiquitin conjugating enzyme activity
Source: RefSeq, a predicted model, not a curated record
AUGACAUCGCCAAAACGUCGCAUCGAGACCGACGUCAUGAAGCUUCUCAUGUCGGACUACGAGAUCACCCUGAUCAACGACAGCAUGCAGGAGUUCUAUGUCCGUUUCCACGGCCCAGACGAGACUCCGUUUGCCGGAGGUGUGUGGAAGAUCCACGUCGAGCUGCCUGACCAGUACCCGUACAAGUCACCCUCGAUCGGCUUUAUGAACAAGAUCUUCCACCCCAACAUCGACGAGCUCUCGGGGUCCGUGUGUCUCGACGUAAUCAAUCAGACAUGGUCGCCCAUGUUUGACUGCAUCAACAUCUUCGAGGUCUUUCUACCGCAGCUGCUGCGCUAUCCAAACCCUACCGAUCCGCUCAAUGGCGAAGCGGCAGCGCUGCUCAUGCGCGAGCCAAAGACGUACGAAGCACGCGUAAAGGACUACGUGCAGCGCUUUGCCACAAAGGAGGCGGCCAAUGCGGCAGGCGAAGAGGAGGAUGACGACGACGACGAUGACGACGAAAUGUCCGACGUAGGCAGCUUCUCCGAUCAGGGAGAGCCAAUGGGUGACAUGGAGAUGUGA